Erythranthe guttata (spotted monkey flower) is the source of this 706-nucleotide messenger RNA. NCBI's taxonomy places the organism in Eukaryota, Viridiplantae, Streptophyta, Magnoliopsida, Lamiales, Phrymaceae. The record is from RefSeq and is a predicted model, not a curated record.
UUCAGGCGUAAUUUAUGUGUUGUGCAAAAUGUGGUUACAGAGGCAGAAGGGAAGAAGGACUACAGCUCUGUAAGCGAUAAAGAGUGGAAGAAACAGUUAACCGACCAACAGUUUUAUGUUACUCGUCAAAAGGGUACCGAGAGGGCUUUCACCGGAGAAUAUUGGAACACUAAAACUCCCGGAACUUACAGUUGCAUAUGCUGCGACACUCCGUUAUUCGAGUCAUCCACCAAGUUCGAUAGUGGAACUGGAUGGCCCUCGUACUAUCAGCCAAUUGGGAACAAUGUGAAAUCAAAGCUAGAUUUGUCGAUUAUUUUCAUGCCCCGUCAAGAAGUUGUUUGUGCAGUUUGUGAUGCACAUCUUGGUCACAUAUUCGACGACGGGCCCCCACCUACCGGAAAGCGUUAUUGUAUCAACAGCGUUUCACUGAAACUGCAUCCGAAGUAGACCAGUGGCCUUUUCAGCACAUACGAGAUGGGGCAGUGGAUCGAUGCCAGACGAACUCGGGUACAGAAAGUUGUAUUUUUUUAGUUACGUAUAUAAGUUGGAAACUUAUAUAUACCAUGUAAUUGUUCGAAUGAAAUACGGACUUUGUCACGACGUUGCUCACUGGUUUGGUUUGAUUUGAUAUAUAUUGGUAAAUGUUGCUACUUUGGGUCGAUGAGUUUUACUUUCUCACUGUCGAUAGUGCAGUUCGACAUUUCUG